This is a messenger RNA of Hypomesus transpacificus, 445 nucleotides long. RefSeq names its product T-cell acute lymphocytic leukemia 2 (gene tal2). The transcript is spliced from 2 exons. Gene Ontology annotation, molecular function: protein dimerization activity; RNA polymerase II cis-regulatory region sequence-specific DNA binding; DNA-binding transcription factor activity, RNA polymerase II-specific. NCBI's taxonomy places the organism in Eukaryota, Metazoa, Chordata, Actinopteri, Osmeriformes, Osmeridae. Gene Ontology annotation, biological process: regulation of transcription by RNA polymerase II. The coding region runs from base 101 to 445 and encodes 114 amino acids. The record is from RefSeq and is a predicted model, not a curated record.
GAGUGGAUGUACCAACUGGACACACCUCUACAGUACGGAUAGCCUGAGAACGACUCGUUUAGAUAACUCGACACCUUCGCAGUACUCUCACAGCAGCAUCAUGACCAGGAAGGUGUUCACCAACACCCGGGAACGCUGGCGCCAGCACAACGUCAACACCGCCUUCGCCGAGCUCCGCAAGCUCAUCCCCACCCACCCCCCCGAGAAGAAGCUGAGCAAGAACGAGAUCCUGCGCCUGGCCAUGCGCUACAUCAACUUCCUGGUGCAGUUGCUGGAGAGCCAGGGCGGCCAGCCGGCCUCCCACUCCCCCAACGCCCUGCUCACCUUCCUCAGGGGCAACGUGGAGCGCCUGCAUGCCUCCUCCCGGCCCUGGGGCCUGGGCCUGGCCAGCGACACGGACGCCCCCUCUCCUGGAUCCAGCUGUGACAGCUCCGAGGCCUGGUAG